Messenger RNA from Elgaria multicarinata webbii, 944 nucleotides. RefSeq names its product urokinase plasminogen activator surface receptor-like. Bases 30 to 944 code for a protein of 304 amino acids. The transcript is spliced from 7 exons. NCBI's taxonomy places the organism in Eukaryota, Metazoa, Chordata, Lepidosauria, Squamata, Anguidae. The record is from RefSeq and is a predicted model, not a curated record.
GCAGCUUGCGUUGCUACCAGUGUGUGGGGAUGUUCCAUGAAUGCGUCCAGUCGGAGCAGCUGUGUAUGCCCAGGGAUCGAUCCUGUUUCUCAUCCACCAUCAAACUUUUCUAUUCAAACAACUACAGUGGAGUGUUUAUGCUGCCAGACCUGGAAAUAGCUGAGUACGUAAUGAAGGGCUGCUCAGCAGAAGGCGUAUCCAACCGCACAGCCAACGUGUACUCAGAAGAUGAUCGGGAGGUGCACAACACCUACUAUUGUGACACGGAUCUCUGCAACAUCCGUUUCACUGGUGCUCCUUCUAGCAGCCCCCAGGUGGCCAACGGCAUGGAAUGUUACAGCUGCUUCGACCGUGGCACGGGCGACUGCACCGAGGGGAACGCCACCCGGAUCAAGUGCUUGGGAGACAUGAACCAGUGCAUGGAUUUUACUGUGAUUGACGGUGCUUGGAAAAUGACCUACCGGACGUGCGCCCUGGAGACGCUGUGCCGCCGGCAGUACAUGCUACCAGAGCUCUCCGGGAGGCUGGAGAUCAGCUGCUGUUCUACCCCACUGUGCAAUGACGGCCGGCCCGGGCUCAAGAGCAUCUGUAGCCACUUUUCAGAGCAAGGGAUCAAGCGGAAGCCCGAGAAUGGACUGGAAUGUGCCAGCUGCUGUGAGUCCGGACAGGGCGAGUGCGCCCCUGGAAAUUGGACUCACAUCAAGUGUGUUGGGGACCAGAACAUGUGUGUGAAUGUCACAGAGGGAGGCCAAACACUGCUGCGUGGCUGCAGCUUGGAGAAGCUCUGUUGGGAGAAGCCGCAGCUGCUGGGCCUGGACCGAGAUGCUUCUAUCCGAUGCUGCUCUGACUCCCUCUGCAACACCAGCGCGGAGCCACUGGGAGGCGCUGCACUGGGACGGCUGCUGUGGCCGACUGCAGCCCUGCUGAUUACGUGGCUGCUCUGA